Molecule: messenger RNA, 204 nt
Organism: Wallemia mellicola CBS 633.66
Lineage: Eukaryota; Fungi; Basidiomycota; Wallemiomycetes; Wallemiales; Wallemiaceae
Exons: 1
Coding region: 1-204 (67 amino acids)
Source: RefSeq, a predicted model, not a curated record
AUGGGUAGAAAAUCUUCAGAGAUCUCCAGCCAGGAUGUCUUCCCCCGGCACAGCAAUCGCACAUCUCUCAACUUCGCCGACGACACGCCAGUUUGUAACGAAUGGACAAUUUCUCUAUUAGAGAGUAGAGAUGUCACACACCAGGUUGGCCUAGCAGCUAUCAACAACAACACCGGCAGAAUCACUCUCACACAAGUUGAUUGA